AUGAUCGUCGUUUUAGGGUUCAAGCGCGAGAAGGAGGAAGUUCUUGUUUCACGUCGGACGCGCGCGGGUCUGACUAUAGACGAGCCCGUCCCUUCAUCCUCCUUUCUCUACCAAAACCCGUUCGAAUACACUCCUUUCGAAUCCGAAAUGCGUUUCUCUCUCGCCAUCUUCGCCCUCCCCUUGGCUUUGGCCAUCCCUUCGCCCGUAACCAACUCAUCCAGCUUGGUCUCUCGUGCCGAAAACAUCCUCUACGCCCGUACCAACCUCGGAAGUAAAGCGCCCGGCAAGAAGAACAACGUCGUCUGCGGUACCAUCAAGGUCAACAAGUACAAGUACAUCUGCGCUUGUUACGAUCUCGGAGAGGACACCUGUUACCGUGCCGAUUCUGACAACGAGGACAAUAUUGUCGAGGACGAUGGGUUGAUCAGCACUGUCAUUCGAGAGCUCGAAGGCGAAUCCAAACUCUGUUACCUGCCUGAACACGCCAAACCCGACUUCAAGAAAGGAUGCUGCAUUUACAAGUGCAAGAAGAACUUCAAAGACUGCGGUAACAAGUGUGUCAAGAAGAACAAGGAUUGCCCGACCGCUGGCGCUGGCGGAGACGGUGGUCACAGCGGUCACGGCGGUGGCUACGGCGGCGGAUACGGUUACAACCACUACGACAGGCGUAACCUUCAGUGUGCUGCCGGUUUGAGCGCUUGUCCUGUUGUCAACGGAAACGGCUUCGAAUGCUUGGACGUCAACAAGGACGUCGAAAGCUGCGGUGGAUGCCUCAGGUCAAUUGGCGCCGGAAUCCAGAACGUCGGUGAAGACUGUACCAGCAUCCCCAAUGCGGCCGACGUCAGCUGCGUCGCUGGGCAAUGCCAGGUCCAAACCUGUCUUCCCGGCUUCAAGCUCAACUCGGUCGGCGACUGCGUCUUCUCCGAGGAGGCCUACUUCUUGCAGCAGAAAUAUCGGCUCUAGACGUACCCGUGGUCUUCUUGAAACAGCUUCCGCUCGUGGACUCGGGUUCGCUCUGCGGGUCCAUCACUCCAUAGCGGACGGCGAACUUGUUCUUUGGGAUCAUCGGGGCUUGUCUCUUUCUCUUCUCAGUCGACUUGGAAUUCUGGACGUGUGAUCGACAAAACGCGGGACAAUGGCGCGACAGGCGAUAGGCUAGUGUUGACGAAAUCUCUUUCCGGACAUUUACUGUUUCCUUUCCCUUUCCUUCUUCACAAAUCCGCUCGACGAUCUUUACUACUACACUAUCUAUACGACGGCCUCUGGUCGGUUCUCCUUUCUGUUACACUGUUUUGUCGUGUUUUGCGGGGUAUGCUCCUCGGCAUCGAUGCGCUGCAAUACGCUCGUGCUGUAUAUACAAUCGUUA
Messenger RNA from Filobasidium floriforme, 1366 nucleotides. RefSeq lists its product as uncharacterized. The coding region runs from base 1 to 963 and encodes 320 amino acids. The record is from RefSeq and is a predicted model, not a curated record. Lineage: Eukaryota; Fungi; Basidiomycota; Tremellomycetes; Filobasidiales; Filobasidiaceae. The transcript is spliced from 7 exons.